Molecule: messenger RNA, 312 nt
Organism: Penicillium longicatenatum
Lineage: Eukaryota; Fungi; Ascomycota; Eurotiomycetes; Eurotiales; Aspergillaceae
Exons: 2
Coding region: 1-312 (103 amino acids)
Source: RefSeq, a predicted model, not a curated record
AUGCCUUCGGGAACCCAGUCGUCGCUGAAGGGCCCGGUCAUGGCAACGCCAAUUCACUCUUCAUCGACACUCGCUAUUACGCGUCAGUUCCAGAGCUUUCACCCGACAUCUCCCCCCAGGGGGCUUUACGAAGACCCCAAAUGGGACGCGAUUCCCGAGCCAACCUAUUGGCGUCCACAAGAGAACCUUAUCUAUCGAACACCGAGUUCAGGGUCAAUCACCCCAGUAGAGCACCCCGCUGCCCCGUCUCCACAUGACUCAUCGAUGAAACAGAUCCGCGAGAUGCCGCGCCAUCGCAGGAUCCUCCCCUAG